Ciona intestinalis (vase tunicate) is the source of this 984-nucleotide messenger RNA. Lineage: Eukaryota; Metazoa; Chordata; Ascidiacea; Phlebobranchia; Cionidae. The record is from RefSeq and is a predicted model, not a curated record.
AAACACGCCGCUGUUAGACUUACGCCUUUCAGUUGUCUAAUAUAUUUUACAUUUCAAUCGUUUUGUAAAGUGAAAUUUCACCGUUGUAGCUUUUUAACUAAGUUUGCGGCGUCUCAUUUUACUGAAUAAGUGUCUCAUAUUGACUCACAGUGAAGGGAGGUAUAGUAUAUCUAUUACAACCGUGUAAACUAUUAAGUAUAUUACAACCGUGUAAUGGCAAUGUCGACAGUAGACGAGGCUUAUGAAAGAUCGAUGUCGGAUUACCCCAUUGAGAGUGCUAAUGAGGUCAGAAAAUAUUACAAGGGCGAAUAAAUAUGAUGAUGACGUGACAGCGAUGACGUACCGCGCACCUGAUGCAGCAGUGGGAAAAGCAGCAACUCUUUUAACCGAAAAGCAGAAGAAAGUGUUUAACAUACUUGACCUAGGAUCAGGCACAGGAUUGGGGGGUGUUUCCCUGCGUAAGUUUGGCUUUCAAGGGGAAAUUACAGCGCUGGAUGGCGCUGCGAAAAUGUUACAGUUGGCCAUGGCAAAAAAUAUUUACAGCGACUGUAACGAGCACAUUCUUACUUCAAACCAACCCCUACCCUACCCUGAUGACACUUUUGACUUGAUUAUUUCUGUUGGAGGGUUUGGGAACAACAUGAUACAACCGGAUUGUUUACAGGAGGUAUUGCGAGUUUUAAAGCCUGGUUGUUAUAUCGUUCUCACCAUUCGUAUGCACAGCAAGUGCAACGAAUAUCAAUACUGCAUAAAUAAGGAACUAAAACGACUGGAAGCAAAUGGCUUAAUGCAAGUAGCUUCAAGGGAAGAGUUUAUGCAUUAUAACUGGAAAGAUGUGACGAUUGAUGAAGGACUAGAUUUUAACGACCAGUUUGGAGAAGUUCUAGCUCUAUUUAAAGAUCCAAUUUAAUCUCUUUUUAUCCGCAUGCUUCUCCCGUAUUCUUCAUAAACAGAUUGUAUAUAAAAACCAUAUUAAUCACAUAG